This is a messenger RNA of Entrophospora sp. SA101, 2001 nucleotides long. The record is from the annotation of a GenBank genome assembly. NCBI's taxonomy places the organism in Eukaryota, Fungi, Glomeromycota, Glomeromycetes, Entrophosporales, Entrophosporaceae.
AUGUCUAAAGAUAACAUGUUAGAUUGGUUACAAAAGGCCAUCAACGAUGGACAUAUAAUUCUGAUCCCGUACGUUUCCUUUCAAAAUGUUCAUCCUGUAGCAAGAGGUGCUUUCGGUGAGGUGUCGCGAGCCUACUGGUCAAGUGCUGAUAAAACUGUCGCAUUAAAAAGCUUGUAUAAUAAUCCUGGAUCUGAAAACGGUCAAUCCUUCCAAGAGUUUGUAAAAGAGCUUCAACUAAUAAGAACUGUUGAUUUUCAUGAUAAUGUGAUACGUUUCUAUGGUGUCAGUAAAGUGGCAAAAGUUGUAACGAAAGGCAAAAGAGAAGCUCCAAUUGAUGGCACUCCUAUUGAAUAUAUGACUAUUUAUGAACUUGCUUGGAGUGGUAACCCAUCUGAACGUCCAACAAUCAAUGAAAUACGUAAUAAACUUCUUGCUUUACAAAAAAAAGCUCCAAUCACAACUACAAUUUCAACAAUUCCAACAGCUCCAACAAUCCAAGCACCUUCAACAAUCCAAGCACCUUCAACAAUCCAAACACCUUCAAUUUCACCAUUGCCAUCAAUUCAAAAUACCACAAAUCCAAAUAAUAUGCCUCCUAUUUAUCCACCUAUGCAGCCUAUACAACAACAAAAUUACAACCAAUGUCUUGCACAAUCAGCUCAACCUCAGCAACAACAAGUUCCUCAACAACAAGUUCCACAACAUCAACAACAACCAAGCUAUAACCCAUAUUCUUCUACUCAACAGCCUCAACAGCCUCAGCAACAACAAGUUCCUCAGCAACAACAAGUUCCCCAACAACAACAAGUUCCUCAACAACAACAAGUUCCUCAACAACAACAAGUUCCACAACAACAACAACCAAACUAUAACUCAUAUUCCCCUACUCAACAGUCUCAACAGCCUCAGCACAAUUCCAAUUCAUUUAAUCCAUUAAUAACACCUCCAUCUCAAUAUCAACCUCAACCACAUAAUUCACAAAAUAAAGAAGCUAAUAGUCUCAACGCAAAUCUUCUCUCACCUCAACAAAUUGAUCCGUACUUACAAAUGCAAAAUACCAUGACUACAAAUAUUAUUCACAAGAAAACUUGUGAUGCAACAUUGGAGGCUUUUGCUGAAGCGCAUAAAAACAUGCGAGAUUACAUGACACCAGACGAAUGUCAUGCAGCUAUACAUGCAGCAUUAGGCGAUACUGAAGGUUUACUAUGGCAUCUUCAGCAAGGAUCUAGUGUAGAAGGUGAGUAUAGUUUCUUGGACCUAAAAAAAGAAAAACUAGUAAUAAUCACAUCCAAAUAUUGUCCAAGGAGGAACAUCACCAAGAUGUUUGAAUGUUUGAAGUAUUGUAAUGCGGAUUUUCAUGGAACUUCAGUCAAAGAAGGUAAAACUGCUUUACAUAUGUUAUCUGAAAACAUCAACUUAAUGAAGAAGCCUACUAAAGAUAGUAUUGCAAGCAAAUAUGUUGUUUGGGCAAUUGAUGUUUUGGUAAGGUUGGGAUGUGAUGUCAAUGCACUGGAUAACAAAUCAAGAACAGUGUUGUCUUAUUAUUUGGAUGAAGAAUAUGAUCAUGAACUCAAAAUACCAAUAAUAGAAGCCUUAUUGAAAAAUAAAGCGAAUCCAAACCUGCCAACCGAUGUUGCUAAAUUAUCAUAUGAACCUUUCCAUGCACCAAACUCAUUAUUUUUAGCAAUUAGAUUUAAUUGGCCGGGCACUUGUUUGGAGCUAUUGGUUGAUAGAAAGGUGGAUGUGAAGGCAACUGAUAAAGAAGAUAACACAGUGUUAUCAUUAGCAGCAAAAUUGCAACAUACUGAGCAAAUAAGAUGGUUGUUGGAGAAUGUUUAUGAACUUAGUGAGUCACAUCAAAUCAAAUUGGCAAUAAAGAGAUGUGUUGGAUUUAAUAGUAAAGAGAAAAAAUUGUUAAGUGAAUGGAAAGGUAAUUCAACAAAACGUAAAGAGGUUCAAGCUAAAUACGAAAAAAAGAAGCAAGAUAGCAAAAAAAAGUGA